Molecule: messenger RNA, 4958 nt
Organism: Electrophorus electricus (electric eel)
Lineage: Eukaryota; Metazoa; Chordata; Actinopteri; Gymnotiformes; Gymnotidae
Product: brain-enriched guanylate kinase-associated protein
Cellular component (GO): synapse
Source: RefSeq, a predicted model, not a curated record
UAGUGUGUAUUGCUCUAUAUCUGCAGUGUGACAGCAAAAAAAAAAAUCGCUUUCAUGUUUCCUCCCCUCCUUAUAUGCAAAGCUCGUUGUAGAAGUAGAAAAGAGACCAGCAAAGAGAGAGAGGCAUUCAGAGAGGUACAGCGAGAGAGAGAGCAAGAGAAGCAGUCAGAUUGUGCGUCAGUCAGAUUGUGCAGUGAAGGGUUGCCUUUGGCAGAGAGCAGAUUGCUGUAUGUUUGUUAUCUCUUUUUUUGCAUUAACCCUGCAGGCAUCUGAUGAAGAGAUGCAGACCAUGAGGUUAUGCCACCACAGAAAAACAGAGUCUACUUGCAGUGAAGUACAUUCUCAUACAACAAUAAAUCUGAGCCUCUAAAUGAGCUUGCAUGGGUGGCUGUUAUCCCGUGCAACUACCAAGCUGAGUCUGAAGAAGAGUGUAGCAUGGAGGUUGAGCAAAAAAUCUAAAGAAUUAAUGAACGGAAAUGAAAAGCCAUCAACAAAGACUGCUGCAGCAUCUGAAGAUCUUCAACUAGAUUUGGCAGUAUCACCAAAAAUCUCUCCGUACCAAAACCCUCCUGCUACUGGCCACUCAUGGGAAACUCAGAUCCAGGAAAAAAAUAACUUCAAGGCUUUUACCCAAGGUGAAGGUGGAAAGUUUUGAGGAAAAGGCCAGAUUACAAAAGAAUGUUGAGCAGUUUCUUCAGCAAAGACUGAGUGAAGAUAACUGCCCACUAAAAAAGAAGAGCAAGAAAAAGAAGGUACAAGAGAAGAUGAAAGAAUAUAAAGUAAAAAGGAGUUGCAGGGGUAACCUGUGGCCUCCAAGAACAUCUGGGAAAACAUAAACAGUCAACAGUAAAUAAGGAACAAAUUUUAAAGAGGGAAAACCUCUUUAAAACCUUAAUGAGAGCUGGUAUUCAGAAGUAAACCAUGAAAAAGAUAUAUAUCGGCAAAACGGCCCCAAAAACCUCUCGGAAUGGUGGUAAACAUCAGAAAAAGAGCUCAUUGCAGGAGCAAAAGGAAGACCUGCGGAAGCGGCUAUCUUAUACCACUCAUAAGCUGGAACUACUAGAAAAUGAAUUUGACUCCACCCGGCAGUACCUGGAGACUGAAUUGCGUCGUGCUCAGGAGGAACUUGACAAGUUCACUGACAAACUUCGGCGAAUACAGAGCAGUUAUUCAGCACUGCAGAGAAUCAACCAGGACCUAGAAGAAAAGAUACACAGAACAUCACAGCACCAUGAUGAUGAGAAGCGGGCACUGGGACGGGAGAUCCUGGUCCUGAACAGCCAUCUCAUGGAAGCCAAGAUGACGAUUGAGAAGCUGAAGGACGACAAUGACUUGUACAGGAAGGACUGUAAAAUAGUUGCCCAGCUUUUGCAGUGCAAUAAGUCCCACUACAGAGCCCUGCUCUCAGAGUUGCCUGAAGAGUUUCAGGAGAGGCUGAGACUUCAUAUGGAACUUUCAUCCCUGUGCCACUCCCCCUACUCUGACACUGUCCCUGCUUCAGUAAUAGCCAGUGUGUUGGAGAAGCCUGAUGAAGUGUGCAGUAUUCAGGCAUCACGUUCACCUAGCCCCCAGCACCACCAACCCCAGGGCUUCCUCGUGGGUACCGGCCUGGGCAGUCCUGAGCGUCUUGGCCUGCGUGCCACAUUUAAGUCUGACCUGUACAGUAGUGACACAGCUCUUUACUGCCCAGAAGAGCGACAACGGGAACGGAGGCCCAGCAUGGAUCUGCAUGACCAUCAGAAACUUUACAGCCUUCAGAACUCCACAGACAGCACUCCAGAGGAAGGAUCCCCUUCCCUACAGCAGGGUUUCUCCCAGGAGCACUUUGGCAAGUUUGCCACCUCUCUGGGUGGAGCCUCUAGCUCCUAUUCCAGUUUCAGUGGGGGUGGCUCUGAGGAUAAAGGGGCAGACCUUCCCAGCAGUGCUGCCUCUUCCCCUCGACCCCACGGACUUUAUAUGGAGUGGAGAGAUACCACUGAUUUUGAACACAAGAGUAACUCUUCUUGGGAGAGAGACAGCCCCAGUGCCUUCAACAAGGCGCACACGUUCCAACCACCUGAGCCCAGCCCCCACCACAACAGUAGCUCGCCGAUCUACAGCAGGACCAUGUCUUCCUGCUACAGUGAGCCUUAUGAACCCCUGCCACACUCCACUUCUCCUAGUAUCACCACCUAUGGUGACAGUCGCCGUGGAAGCACACUACUCCCGGAGGAGGAAGAGCUGAUUGGUCGAUGGAGGCAGUUGAGUGUGGAGGAUGUGAGUGCUCACUCAUAUCACAGCACUGGACGUGCCUCACCUUAUAGCUUCUCUGAGCAGCAUUUCUCCCUGCGACCUGCAAAGAUCCGGCUUGGGCCACUCUACAGUAGCUUCCAGGAGGGGACUGACAUAUAUCACCACCACAUGGGGGUUCUGGAUCCUUUCUCUAGCCCCAGCCCAGAGGUGAGCCCAGGGCUUCGGCAGCCACACAGCCAGCCUCACCUCUUCCAAGCCAAGGAUGACAGCCAGGAGUCAGAGCACAGCCUAUAUAGCCCUGAGGAGCAGGCUGUAGCUGCGGCCAGCCAGCAAGGCGAGUACGUGGAGGUGAGCCCCAACAGCUCCAGUGGGUCCCUGCACCAUGGUUCCUUGGAGAUUGCAGCAGAGCUCCAGCACUACCAACCUGAUCGACAUAGUGCCUCCCCUCAGGGAAGCAAUCCUCCCACCCCCCAGCCACCAGCACAGUACCAAACAUUUAGUUCGCUGGGUUUGUCAAGGAAAGAUAGUCUCACCAAGGCUCAACUCUAUGGGACUCUGCUUAACUGAGGACAGGGCUUCCCCAUCUCAACAUCUGAUUUUCAAACAUGCAUAGUUCUUUGAUUGAACCUUUUUCUCUAUUUCCUUCUGCAUAGGUUCAUGUUGUUUUCUACACAGUGGACAUUAAGUGCUCCAAAUUCUCUAGUUGGUAUGAACCUCUAAUCCAUCACAAUAUUUGUACAGAUACUCUGAAUCUUACUAGCCAUUGUAGUUUGUUACAGAUGCCGUGCUAUUUACUUUGUUUUUUUUUUGUUGUUGUUGGGGGGGGGUGAGAGUGUGUGUAGGUUAAGAUAACAUUAAAACAAGUCUGGGCCAAAUUGAGAUUACCUAAGAAUUUAUUGCAGAGAUUAUUGGAAGAUACUGUAUUCUAAAAGAAAUCAUUUUGACAAUGAAAUUUAACUUAUGUGUUAUUAUAUCGUAUUCUCACUAUCAGUUAUUGCUGCACCAAAAUUUUGGACACAAAGAGAUUUUGGCCAAAAUGGCCAAAACCCACACUAUUGAUCGGUGAGUUAAUGUCCCUGGAUGUCAUCUAGGGACAUACUGGAGAUCGCUGAUGAUAGUUACAAUCCUGAAACUGUACCCUUCCCCAAGCUUAUCAAUGAUAUUACUGAGAGUAUUCAGGCCUAUGCAGAACAGCAGCGGGGACAAUACCCUUAAUAUGUACCACCGUAUAUGCUCAAUUUGGCAACUAUCUUCAAGUUGGCUCCUAGUGUUGUCCUUCAGUGUUCCAUUAAAUUCUGGAUGAAGGCCCUAUAGUCUUAUUGAUCUUAUACAUGGCUAGGCAAGUAUCUAGGUCUGAUAUGAAGUCAUAUGCUUUCCUGAUGGAAGCCUGAUCUUGGAAUCCUGGGUAACAGUUCUAUCUGUCAGUAGGUGGUGCUUUUCUGGUGUUGUUACCAUUCCCCUUCUGAGCAGUGCUCAGUAAUCGCAUUUAUACUCAAUGAGUUUGCUUGCUAAUAUUCCUCACAGGAGCUUCCAUGUUGUGGGUAGGCAGGUUAAAGCUCUGCAGUUGGAUGAUAUUUGGACCUUAUUAUUAUUAUUAUUAUUAUUAUUAUUAUUAUUAUUAUUAUUAUUAUUAUUAUCCUUCAUGAACAGUACUGUCCAGCCUUCUGUUAGCCAGCCCAGAUGGGAGCUGGUAGUUAGCAGCAGGUUCAUUUAUUCUGGUUGGUCAUGCAGAACUGUUAGUUUCUUAGGCCAGUAGACACAGAGCAACAGUGAAAAUGUCAACCAUGUGGAACCAUUUCAUAGUUUCUGAGAGGGAUAUUAGACAAGUAAUUUGUAAUCACUGUUCACAUCAAGUUUCAAGAGGAUAAUAGCACCCAAUGAUUUCUCAACUACAGGUCUGGUAAACCAUUUAAAAAUGACAUCCCGUUCAGUAUGCAGAAUGCAGCAAAACUACGGAAGCAAAAAGAAAGGUCCCUGCUAGCAUGCUGCCACCAUUUGUAGCCACAAUUUUUGAGAAGACAAGCAGUAGUGUAAAGAAGCUUUGGUCCAGUGUGGCCAUAUUUCACUUUGAGUCAAUAAUUUUAAUAUUGGUGCAUCACUUGUAUCAGGAAAUGUGUACCAAAAUGUAAACAAUAUGCACAUCUUGCCAGAUGACUUAGUUGGCAGAGACUCUCAGAAAGCACAGAACACUUGGAGAAGCAGCUGUCUUUAUAAACCCUUAAGAUUAUAAUCUUUACAGAGGAAUCACUAAAUACAAUUGCUAUAAAAAAAGCCUCAAAAUGUAAAUCUACAGUUGACUUGAAUCCUUAGUCUGUAGUUCUGAUAAAGACAUGGUUAUGCUAACAAUAACAGGAUGGUUAGGUUAAUAUCCUACUAAUACAUAUAUUCUUUUAAAAGUCUACUUAUUCAGAUUUAGCUCCACAUCAAUAGGAGUACAGUAUCACAAAAGCACUAGAAAGCAAGUAUGUAUGUAUGUAUUUAUUUGUUGUUGUGCUUUGUUACUGGCUGGAAUAUCUGAGGUGGCUCUCUAUUCGCUGUUUUCCAAGUUGUGUCCCUGCUGUGGUCAGAGUCUCACCCAGGUCCUCUCUACCUCAUGCGCUCUGAUCCUUUUCUCCUAAUCAGCUGCCACCCUGAUGCAUGACUAUUUCUUAUGCUUUGUUUUCUCUAUUAAAUAAAGCAGAAGCACUGCACCAUGGUUCUCGUGCUUGCUCUCUCUCUCUCUCUCU